Molecule: messenger RNA, 381 nt
Organism: Lachancea thermotolerans CBS 6340
Lineage: Eukaryota; Fungi; Ascomycota; Saccharomycetes; Saccharomycetales; Saccharomycetaceae
Gene: KGD4
Product: alpha-ketoglutarate dehydrogenase subunit KGD4
Exons: 1
Coding region: 1-381 (126 amino acids)
Biological process (GO): 2-oxoglutarate metabolic process
Source: RefSeq, a predicted model, not a curated record
AUGCGCCAAACAGUAGUCAGGCUUGCCAAGAGCUACACCCCUAUGAUCAAAUUUGUGGGUGCGAGACACCCGGUAGUUCAGCACACUGGUGGUGCUGGAGCCCACGCCUGUGCGUUGGAUGGUAUUGCACCCGGGUCCUCGCAGUGUUUACCCGCUGCAGAAUACCUCAGCAAGCUAAAACCAUUUGAAGUUGUCUCUUACAAGGUUAAGAAUACUCCGAAAAAGGGUGUCAGUGAAACUGACAAACGCCGUCUUACGUUUACGGAUAGGGCGCUACAUGAAAACGAAGUCGCAUCGGUUUUGGAUUUGCCUAAGAGAUUUAGAGUGCGGCCUCUCGAGGACCCAGAGAUCGAUGUUAUCAAUGCAGGUGGUGCUCGUUGA